GGAGAAGGAAGUCUAAAAGUUGGUGCUUCAGUUGAAAAAGCAGGGAGAAAAGAUCUCUGAAGACCAACAACCGAUGGAGGCCAAACUAAAAGAGGUCUCUCAGGAAAAGGACGACCUGGCAAAGAAGAACCUGAGCUGUGAGACUGAGCUCAAACAGGUGGAGGCCAAAUUAACACAGGUGGAGGAGGAGAACGAUAAUCUAGCAAAGAACAACAAAAGCUGGGAGACGGAUGUCAAACAGCUGAAAGACCAGAUGAGAGAGAAGGAGGAAAAGUUCUCCAAAGACCUGGCUGAAGAACACCUGAGCUGCGAAACCAAGGUUCAUUUGAUGGAGAUCAUAUUACAAGAGGAAGAGAAGAAAAGUGACAACAUGGUUCACAAAAACCUGAUCGGAGGGAAUGAAUUGAAAGUGGUUCAGGCAAAAUUAGAAGAGGCCAAGGAAACCAUGAGGAACCUGGUCAAGGAAAACCAGAGCAAUGUCAAACAGAAGGACAUGAAAGUCCAGCAGCUGGAGAACGACUUGGAUGAGCAGGAGAAAAAGUUCUCUGAAGAUUUGGCCGAAAAACACCAGAGCUGGGAGACUCAGUUAAAACAGGUGGAGGCUAAAUGCAAACAGGUGCAGAAGCAGAAAAAUCAUUUGGUCCAGAUAAAAAAAAGCUGGGAGACGGAUGUCAAGCAGCUUAAAGACCAGAUGAGAGAGCCGGAGCAAAAGUUAUCAGAAGACCUGGCCGAAAAACACCAGAGCUGGGAAACCAAGGCCAGUUUGCUGGAGACCGAAAUAAAAGAGGUCACUCAGGAGAAGGAAGACCUGGCUCAGAGACUUCAGAGCCAGGCAACUGAAUUCAAAGAGAUUCAGGCUCAAUUACACAAGGCAGAGAAUGAGAACAACCUGAUCUGGGAGACAAAAGUCCAACAGCUUGAAGAGGAGAUGAAGGAGCAGAAGGAGAAGUGCUCCAGAGACCUGACCCAGAAACACCAGAGCUGGGAGACCGCGGUUCAUCUGAUGGAGACUCAACUGAAACAGGCGAAGGACGAGAAGGACGACUGAGCUGGGAGGCUAAAGAGAACAAGAUGGACAACGAAAAGACACUUCUGGAGGACCUCUGUCUUCACAUGAAGAAUAAGAGCAGAGGAUUCUUCGCUCGCAGGAGGGCGACUGAGGAAAGGGACGUCGUUUUGCAGAAAAUGCUACGCAAGAUGCGAGAGAAGGAGAUGAGUAAGAAAGCAAAGGGGGAGAAAGAGGAGAUGGAGGAGGCUGGACGUCAGUAGCUGCCUUUUCCUCCCCUCUUUCCCUCCUCCAUUUCCCUCACCUCCUUCCACACCCCUUACUGCCUUCCCGUUUCCAUACAGGGUUUUCUCCUGCACAGUUUUCCCACAAUCUGUAUAAUAGAUGUAAAAAAACUCACUAUUAAGUCCCUCCCCAUUAACUGUACCUACUUCCUGCUACCUCACCCUCUCUCACCUUCCUCCAUCCUUUAUUUACUUUACCUACUUCUUCCAUACUUUCCCCUCACUUCACCCCAAACUCUCUCCUCCAUUUCCUACAUCACCCUCUUCCUCCCUUCCAAUUUUCAUAUUUAGUGUUUUUUUGUUGUGUUUAGACUUGAUUUAAAAAAUAAAAUGUUAAGUAAAUGUAUUAUGUGUAUUAAUUACUGCAUGACAUGUUGGUUACUAAAGUACUGGUAUCUGUUCUAUUUGUGAUUUAAACAACUUUGAAUUUAAUAAACACAACAACAAUAAAAGAUGUUUGUGCAGAUUGUUCUUGGUCUUUCUACUUUUAGGUUCAAUUACAUUGUUUUGUUUUUGUUGUUUUAAAAAAAUGUGGUGAUUUCAUAAGAGCUGUUAAAGUAUUCAAAUGUGU
This is a messenger RNA of Gymnodraco acuticeps, 1861 nucleotides long. RefSeq names its product putative leucine-rich repeat-containing protein DDB_G0290503. Bases 74 to 1048 code for a protein of 324 amino acids. Lineage: Eukaryota; Metazoa; Chordata; Actinopteri; Perciformes; Bathydraconidae. The transcript has a single exon. The record is from RefSeq and is a predicted model, not a curated record.